Molecule: messenger RNA, 1749 nt
Organism: Raphanus sativus (radish)
Lineage: Eukaryota; Viridiplantae; Streptophyta; Magnoliopsida; Brassicales; Brassicaceae
Exons: 2
Coding region: 397-1461 (354 amino acids)
Source: RefSeq, a predicted model, not a curated record
UUCCCUUUCCCUUCUCCUUCCAUAUCCCUCCUUUCCUCUUCUCUCUCUCUCUGUUUACGCCUCAUUCCUUAUUAAUCUUUGUCUCUCUUGGUUGGAUCUCUAGGGUUUUCUCCGGCGCUCAGAUCUCCCCCGUUCUAACUCUUUAGAUCCAGAUUCUCCUCCUUUUUAUGUAGGUAAAACACACAUAUCAAGUGCUAGAGUCAAGAUCACAAAAAAGUUGUAUCGGGUGAUCUGGGCUGGGCUGCUCUUUUACUGACUCUCCUUUUUUUAUAAGCUGUGAGCUAUGAGUUGUUGCUAAUCUUUAAAAACAAUAUUGGUUAUGGAGAGAAGGCACAUCUACUGCAGUUGCUGCAUCCAUGCUGGUAGAGAGCAUGCGUGGAUACUGUCUUAUGGGUGAUGCCCCUGACAAAAUUAGUUCCCGAUGCAUUCGGCGUCCUCACCAUCUGUUUAGUCGCUCUGCUUAUUCUUCUCGGUCUCCUCUGCAUCGCCUACUCCUUCUACUUCCAUUCUCACGCUCGUAAGCAAGGCUUUAUUCAGCUUGGCUACUUCACCGGUCCUUGGAUUGUCCGUAUCACUUUCAUUCUCUUCUCCUUCUGGUGGGCUGUUGGUGAGAUCUUCCGGCUGAGUUUGUUUAGGCGUCACACUAGGCUGCUCAGCGGCUUGGAUCUCAGAUGGCAAGAAAACGUCUGCAAGUGGUACAUCGUUUCCAAUCUUGGGUUUGCCGAGCCUUGCCUCUUUCUCACACUCAUGUUUCUUCUGCGAGCUCCUUUGAAGAUCGACUCUGGGGCUUUGAGUGGCAAAUGGAACAGGAACACUGCCUGUUACAUUAUUCUUUAUUCUCUACCCAUGCUUGCUCUUCAACUUGCGCUUGUUUUAUCCGAGUCACGCCUAAACGGUGGUUAUGUUAAGCUAUCAAGCCACUUCACUAGAACCUAUUCCCAAGUUACUAUUGAUCAUGCUGAGGUUGCGUUAUGCACCUAUCCUCUACUGAGUACCAUCAUCCUCGCUGUGUUUGCAGCCGUACUAACAGCUUACUUGUUCUUGCUUGGAAGGCAGAUACUGAAACUGGUCAUCAAUAAGCGUCUGCAGAAGAGGGUACACACUUUGAUAUUCUCUGUCUUUAGUUUCCUUCCGUUGAGGAUCGCUAUGCUCUGUUUGUCGGUACUCGCAAAAGCAGACAAGAUUGUGUUCGAAGCCCUUUCCUUCUUAGCCUUCUUGUCCCUCUUCUGCUUUUGCGUGGUUUCCAUUUGCUUGCUUGUCUACUUCCCGGUUUCAGAUUCAAUGGCCCUAAGAGGUCUAAGGGACAUGGAUGAAGAUGAUAGUAGGGGUGUGACUGAAGAACGCAGUGGUGCUCUGUUGCUUGCACCACAUAACGAGGAUAGCUUGAGCUUAAGAGGUCGAAGAUCUUCCUCACAGGAGAGGUAUGUGGAACUCAGCCUAUUUCUUGAAGCUGAGAACUAAAUUUUUCGGAAGGCUGUUUCUUUGGCUUUUGGCUAUGUUCAUGUACAAAUUCCUGGUGAAACAGUUAAAGACUUAAGUUUGCGCAAAAAGGCAUAAUUCAGUUUUGUGGCAAAGACACUUCGACUGUAAAGGAGGGUUUGGGGGAUUUAACUCUUGUGAGGGUUUGUUGUUUGAAACGUUUUCUGCUUGAUGGAUAAUAUUUUUGUACCUUUAUCAUGUUGAUCAGUUUUGAUUUAGAAAAACAAAACACAAAACACAAAACUAAUCAGUUUACGCUCUCAUUCUUCA